UAAUGGGUUUGAAUGUGACCAGUGGUCGGACGGUGGACGCCGUCGACCUGUUGAAUAGAACUAUUGUUUUCUAUUAUGUUAAUAACAACAACGGAACAAAAGUGACUAGCGACCGUUUACAUGUUGUCAAAAAACGGGGGGCACACGUGUUCGGGUUCGAGCGAGCGGAAUGUAACAAGGUCCAGUAUUCAGAAAGAAAACAGAAGAAUCUAAAAGAUACGCAACAAAUGACCGUUAAAUGUCCGUUCACCUGUUUGACUAAUUAGGAACCAUCACUUCCGUUCACUCAUGAGUGAUGAUGUAAAUGUUUUUUAAUUAAGGCUUUUAACCUUUAGUACACACACCUGUUAUUGAGAAUAUUCAGAACAGACCAAUCAACAAAUAUAUUAUAACACGUGAAAAACAAGAGCCCUCGGCCUAAAUAUGAUGAUCUAAUAAGCAGAUUAAGUCUUACAGAAUCAGCCAGAUAUGCUGCGCUCUGGUUGAUCCUGUGCGAAAUUUCCCAAAAAGGGAGGGCAAAGCAGUGAUGAGGAAAUACUGCAAAACAUUAAAACGUAUCCGGUGACUCAGAUGGGUCCGUUACUGCUACCUGGAGCCCCAGCGCACGGCGGGAGCGGUCCCGCAGUUCUGGGCACCUCAUCUCGUGUCACAUUCCUCAGGUGUGUGAAGGACUGAGCGUGUGCCCAGAGGCCACUUCCUCCUCUGCUCGUCUGAGUUCUGAAGAGACGAGGCCCCGGCGUUUGCUUGGACAUGGCUCCUCUGUGCUUGAGAGGGAGCUGAUCUGAGUCCUUCCUCUCUCAGAGUCACUGAACCUAAAAACCAGUCACUCACUGGAUCCGAGCUGUUUGCUGCUGGUUCUGUUCUCCCGCUUGUUGAACCCACUGAGCGGAGCCUCUUCUUCACGGCACGAUGCCGGCAAAGACGCCCAUUUACCUAAAAACUGCAACUCCCAAGAAGGGGAAGCGCCUGCGGCUCCGUGACGUCCUCUCGGGCGACAUGAUCAGCCCCCCGCUGGGCGACGUGCGCCACAGCGCCCACGUGGGCCCCGAGGGCGAGGGCGACAUGUUUGGAGACGUGGGCUUCCUGCAGGGGAAGAUGGACAUGCUGCCGUCGCUGAGCCGCGCGCACAACGGCCACGCGCGCUCCCACAGCGUGGAGCGGCGCCCGGAGGACGAGCACCGCUCGCACAGCUACGCCUACAACGGCUUCCACUGCCAGCACUCCUCCAGCGGCCUGCUCAGGACCACCAUCUCCAUGCCGGUGUUCGUGGCCCACGAGCAGGCGCCUCCCAAGCCGCCGCGCCUCCACCUGGACGAGCCCUCGCCUCCUUCGCUGGGCUCCCAGCACCACCGCUUCCUCCAGCAGCAGGAGGCCGGGCCCCGGGCCAACGGCGGCCCCCCGCUGGGCGGCGGCCCCCCGCUGGGCGGCGGCCCCCCGCUGGGCGGCGGCCCCCCGCUGGGCGGCCCGCAGCACCCCACGCUGUCCCUGUGUGAGAACGGGGUGGUGGGCCGCCUGGCCUCGGAGCCCUGCCGCGACGUCUCCCUGUCCCCCGCCAUCCGCAGGCUCGUCCCCUCCUCCGGCUCCUUCUCGGAGGCCUCCUCUGAGGACUCCGUGUCGGACACCUGUGGGCCCCUGGACGUUCGCCGGGGCCUCAGCCUGGACUCUGACGCCGGCCUGAGCAACGAGGACCUGAGGAGCGAACGCAGCGAGUCUCCCAGCGCCCCGCCCCCCCCCACCGGCCUCACGGCCCCCGCAGACGUGCCCCGAUCAGAGUCGAUGGCAGGACUGGACCUGGACCUGGGCCCGUCCAUCAUGGAGGACGUGCUGAGCAUCAUGGAUCGCUACAAGACUGUGGACGACCGCUGUGAGCUGUGAACCAAGGAGGGAUUAACUACGUGAACAUGUUUUCCUCCUGCCCUUAAAAACUUCAGGAAGAGACAGAGGGACAAAAGGGGGGUGGAGAAGAGUCGCAUAGGUUUAAAGGUAAAGAAAGACUGAAGGAGCCCAGACGUCUGUGGACAUGGAUGUGUGGGACAUGAGUUCAGCAGCCGAGGCGUCAGGCUGGUCCUUAGGAGCCUUUUAAAGACUGUCAGACAAUGAGCCCACACCUCCACCUUAACCUCUGUCUAGGUGUCGUGCUCUCUGUUGAUCGGACUCGGUUCUGUUUCUGUCCACUUUUUGCUCAUUAAUGUUUAACAGGUUCCCAACAGAAUCAGGAGGAAACGACUGAACUGACCUGGAAGGCUCACCGUGCGUGAAGGAUAUUCAGGAGCAGCAGUCACUUAUUAAUGGCGACAAAACUCAGCCGCUAAUAAUUAAUUUUCUUCAGCAGCUUCAGGUCUGUGACGUUCAGAUCGCGGUUGACAGAUAUUAAAUCUCCUUUCUCUGUAAACUAACAGAGCCAGAUUAAAUGCAAACUGUUUACUUCACUGUCCUUGUGUAACAAAUGAAGCCCAGACGGCAACAACCUGCCCUCUGGUGUCACGUCAAAGAGGAGCAGCACCAGCCGUUUGCUGGUAGGUCUUUAUUUGGCCCGAUGGAAAUGGAGGAAGCUGAUUGUUCAAGAUUCAAGAUUCAAAAAUCUUUAUUAAUCCCAGAGGGAAAUGAUUGUCACAGAUGGAGGUAAACACAAGAAGGACGAGAGAUUAAAAAUAAAAUGCUAACACAUCUACACACUCACAUCUAAUUACUGACUUAAGUUUCAUUUUACAUGUUAUUUCCCUGAUGAAGAUCAACCCUCUCAGACAGAGGAGCAGUUGGACAGGCUGAUGCGGUGUAAGAAAAGUGCUGCUCUGUAGAUCAUUUACUUUUUUAAAACACUCCUGCUGUCAACCUCCCUGAUAUUCACUGUUUGCAUUAUCACAGUAGCCUAUUAUUCACAUGUCAUUUAUGCUGUAUAAAUCAUGUAAAUGUAUAAAUAAAAUGCUCAGUUACUCUUG
Molecule: messenger RNA, 2939 nt
Organism: Betta splendens (Siamese fighting fish)
Lineage: Eukaryota; Metazoa; Chordata; Actinopteri; Anabantiformes; Osphronemidae
Exons: 2
Coding region: 910-1875 (321 amino acids)
Source: RefSeq, a predicted model, not a curated record